Mesocestoides corti is the source of this 2403-nucleotide messenger RNA. The record is from the annotation of a GenBank genome assembly. Lineage: Eukaryota; Metazoa; Platyhelminthes; Cestoda; Cyclophyllidea; Mesocestoididae.
AUGUUCCCCUCGUCCGACUAUCAACCGUCGCCGUCGUCUGAGUUCAUUCCCCCACUCGAUGACAAGCAGCAGUCGGAAAACGCUGUCGAGGCAGUCGAUCUUGACGCCGUGCAGAAGAUUCAGGCAAGCAUGCCUGCAGCUGACCCAGAAGCGCCAGUUGGCUCGAACAAGAACCCAAUUCGCAUCAUCCAGCAAGGAAGCCAGUUCAUUACAACUCAGGACGUCUCCGACUCGAACUUGCAUCAGAUUGUCCAGGUACUCGCCAAUCAAGCCCUCGUUGACGAAAGUAAGAAUGGGGGUAAAGUUCUGGCUAUUUACAAUCGACUGACGAAUAAGCGCAUCGUAUUUCGAGUGACACAUGGUCGACGAAAGCGUCAGGGAGGCGAAUUGAGUGAAGUCCGGGAUCACUAUAGCCUUGCUCCACCAAACGGAGGCGAGCGAAAACGACGGCGUGGUCGGCGUCCUGGGCAAAAGAAGAAGACGCCAGAUGAGGAGGAUCCUGAUUUCGAGCCUGAUCUGCCCGAGGAGGAGGUGCUUCCGUUCCCCAUUGUUCGAAAAAGGGCACCAGCGAAGUCAACGGACAAUAAUCUGGUCACCGGAAGAGUUUCGAAACCGCCAAAGUAUCUAAUCAAGGACUACAAGCACCUUCGACUGGAGGACCUCAAGGAGGAUGAGGACAGGGGGGACAGAGACGCCGCCAAUGUUAGUUCCGGUGAGGACUCGAAUGUUGGAUACUCCGAUUACAAUGCCGGCAGCGACCUAAAUUCAGAAGGGGAGGAGAAUGCCACGAUGAAACCUCUGUCGCGAGGUUUCGACUGUCAGCUGUGUGGAAAGUCCUUUGCCUCGCGAGCCGGCCUCUCUCGACACAACAUGCUCAAGCACAACCCGGACGGCAAAGUUAAACGCGUGGGACCCUGGAGCGAUCCCGUGCUAUCGGCCAUUCGCCGGCGAAACCGACUGAGUGAAGUGCGUGGUGCACAAGUUGGCAUUGAUACCUUCCACUUUAAGUUGUCAACUGCUGCGCGUCCUUCGUACAUCUUCAUUUGGGCGUUUUGCCCACUUAAAGUGAUCUUUUUAUUUUUUAAGGCCCUUGAAAAGGCUACCCCGGAGGAUCUCAUUGAUUUAGCUGGCCCAAAAGUCGCGAACGUUUUGCCACUGUGGGAUUAUCUGUUUCUGCGCAGUGAAGAUCCCUCCCCUGGAUUUGCAGCUCGUACCCCCGUUCGCCCUCCCAAACUCUCACGUCUCGUUUUUGAAUACCUUACACUCGUGUCGACCUUUCGAGAAUUCAUUGAGAAACAGUUGGAGUUGGUAGAUAAGGAGCCCUGUGAUGCGGACUUGAAACAGGAGCAGGAGGCGGAGGAGAUUUUGGCUGGCCAGCCUGCCCCCGCUUCUGUAAAACGUCGACGCUAUCUUCAACGGCUACGGCGACAAAAGGAAUUAGCAGAGUUAAAUAACGGGAACGUAAAUCGUGACAAUGACUCGGAAGCCACACAUCCCGACAAGGAUUUGACUAAUCCCCCGAAAAAAACUGUGACUCACCUCCGGCUUAGCGGAAGCGAGAACAUGUCUGUCACGGAGACCUCACGCGCCGGAGCACCGCAAACCACCGGUAGGGACUGUGAUGAGGCCGUCAUUCAGGUGCGGUGUCAGACGGAGGCCAGCGCACUGAGUCUCCCCAUGGGUCGGUACAAACCACGGCUUCCGUUCCCCGAUGACCGCCUCCCCAGGCGAUACCGGCCAGUGACCUCUGCUCCACCCACAGACAAUCACUCCUCAGACGAAUCGCGCAGAGCAGAACCCGCACUCAAGCGAGCUGUCAUCACCUCUGUUGAGCACAAUGACUUGAUAGAAGCCAUAUCUGAGAAUCAGCCAUGUGACGAAACGGACUGCGAGGCACUCGUGCCUGAACCUUCAGAAACAGAGAAGGUCACGGAAAGUGUGAAAGUUAGCGCAAUUGUCGGUGAGAACUCGUCUCUGUACCUGCACCCCGAAGGCCUCGGGUACCCGGUGCCUGACGACUGGAUAACCUCCGGGUCGUUCCUCCCCGUCCUUAUGGAAUCUGGAGCCUUGAGCGAUUUGGCUGUGGAAGCUGCCAGUGGUCGCAUUUUCCACCGCCCCACAGGCCAGUUGGUCUCUGCUGCACCCGAAGGCGUCGUCGCACAACCGCCAACGGAUGAGAGGGUUGACUCCAGCCAGGCUCCUGAGGAGGUGCUUGUCAAAUCAGACCCUGUCGCACCCGUAACCUCGGAGAUCUCCGUUUCGGAAGUCUCACCGACAACAUGCCUCGUAACCACGCCGAACGGUGUGCAGUUCCAGGUAGGUCUUCUUGUCAAAGUUCUGCACGGUGGCGAGGGAAUCACAAUGGAGACACUGCAGGCAAUUCUCGAAAUGGAAAAUACUUAA